Molecule: messenger RNA, 1578 nt
Organism: Bicyclus anynana (squinting bush brown)
Lineage: Eukaryota; Metazoa; Arthropoda; Insecta; Lepidoptera; Nymphalidae
Gene: Mthfs
Product: 5-formyltetrahydrofolate cyclo-ligase
Exons: 5
Coding region: 114-743 (209 amino acids)
Biological process (GO): folic acid-containing compound biosynthetic process; tetrahydrofolate interconversion
Cellular component (GO): mitochondrion
Molecular function (GO): 5-formyltetrahydrofolate cyclo-ligase activity
Source: RefSeq, a predicted model, not a curated record
AAACAUAUGUGACAAUCCACCACGUUUUUUAUUGUUGGUGACUUGUCUGUUGAUAACAGAGUCAGUAUCUUGUUCUUGUGAUAAGUUAUCAUUCUGCGAGUGAAAUUGAGUGAAUGUGGUUGAGGAAUCUCAUUAUUUGUUAUAGCACUACAAUCAGAAUGAGUCGCACUCCAGACCCCGCUAAGUUACUCUUGAGGGAGAAGGUCGCCACCCGCAUAGCACAGCUGUCCACUGAGGAGAAGAAAAGACAGUCGGAAAUCGUUUACGACAAAAUAAUCAACCAUCCUUACUACAAAUCAGCCCAAAGGAUAGCUAUCUUCAUGAAUACCGACCAAGAGAUCGAUACAAUGCCAAUCAUAGCUCACAUCAAGGGUCGCAGUGCAGUCGCCUUCGUUCCUCAAUACGCUGGUGGAGUCAUGAAGAUGCUGAGGCUGGAGCAGGAUGAUGAGAAGACCAUGCCUCUCACCAGGCAUGGGAUACAGCAGCAUUCGAAAGACCAGCAGAGGGAAGACGCUUUGGAGAAAGGCCUAGACCUGAUCAUCGCCCCAGGAGUGGCGUUCUCCCGCAGCGGCGGACGAGUGGGGCAUGGGGGAGGAUACUAUGACAAGUACAUCACCAAGCUGAGGGCGACCCCCAAGCCGCCCAAGAUAAUCGCCGUGGCCUUCGACUGUCAAGUGAUGGACGAAGUUCCUAUGAACGACCAGGACCAAAGGAUUGACGGAGUCAUCUUUGCUGACCGUUAAAUUAUAGAUUACAUUAGGGUCAUUCCACGUCAAAUCGACCAAUAGUUGGACUCGACCCCUUUCGAUUUGGAUAAAUUUUGGUCAGAAGUUUUCUUUUAUCCUAUAACGAAGUUCUGCCGAAGAAAAAAAAUUAAAAAUUUUUUUUUUCAAAAGUUAUGCAAUAUCCAAAAUUUCACUAUUUUCCAUAUUUUUUAAAUUUAUGUUUUAAAAAUCUCGAAAACUAUUGCAAUUAAAAAAAUCGAUUAUGGUAAACUUCAAAGGGGAUACUUGGGUCUAUUAAAAAAAAAAUUUCCAAAAAAAAAUUUUGAAAAAUCUCCAAUUUGUGAAAUUUUGAAUUUUUGAAAAUUGUCAAAAUAGACCGUCGACAAUAAAUUUUUGGCUCAAUUUUUUUUGUGUACUACCUUGUACCAAUCUUAAAAAAUCCUGAAAUUUUUGGAACUGUGUUUUUUGUUUUUUCAAAAAUAUGAAUUUUUGAAAUUUGUUAAAAAAAAAAUUUCUUAAAUUUUUUUUUUAACAAAUUCAAACACCUGAUGAGCUAUUCCAAUGGGCAAAAGAAAAUGUUCACGGAAUCAAUUGUGACUUUGUUUCAAAUGAGCAGAUUCAGCGUACUCAAAAAAAACUUAACCAGAGAUUUAAAAAUGUUCGAAAUUGUCAUGCCGCUAUUCCCAUUUCAAGUGAUGUGAUGAGAGUAAAAACCUCAUCCUCAUCUGAGGAAGGAAAGGAUUUCCGGUUAAAAAAUACAGAUAUCUACGAGUUCGUUGAAGAACCAGAUAUUAAAAGCAGGUAAAAAUCUGAAAUUUCUGUGUUAGUACUUUAUCUAUUUUAAGUUUAUCUU